Molecule: messenger RNA, 1323 nt
Organism: Paramuricea clavata
Lineage: Eukaryota; Metazoa; Cnidaria; Anthozoa; Malacalcyonacea; Plexauridae
Source: the annotation of a GenBank genome assembly
AUGCAUGACCUCAGGCUAAAUACAGAUUUUAGUUCUGCUAAAGAUACAAACAGUAAUUUGCAAACUGUUUGUGAACUGUCUACAGAUCUCGAAGGAGUUAAGUUGGAUGCUGUUAUUACGGAGUCUAAACUUUCUAAAAACAUCCAUUCAAACCACGAAAAUAUUAACAAAAACAUGAAAUUGAUUCAUAAAUUCUCUCAUGAACUGCCUAUUAUGCAGUGCGAACAACAAGAUCAUUUUCGAAAAAUUUCUAAACAUGACUUAGCAAUUAAUCAAUUAAUUCAUCAUUUAGAAACUAUUCAAAGUGAGCAAGGAAAACACAAUCAACAAAUUAGUGAACAAUACACAAGUAUUGAACAAAUAAGAGAAGGAUUAGCCGUUAUGCAUGAUGAACAUGUUUUGAAUCACUCAAGCAAGAACUCGUCAGAAAUAAUACAAAGCAGGGAAAUAAAAAAUGUAAACGUUAACAGCACCUCCAGUCAUGUAAUUAUUGUACAUGACACAACCUCCUCGGCUAUGGAAACAAUACCCAAUCAAGACAAACAAUAUGACUACAAUGUCCAUUGCCCGGUUGGUAAUAGCGGUCGACCUUUAACAGAGAUCAUCGAACUGUGUGAAGAUGUAAUUAGUAUUGAUCCAGAUAAUAGUUUAAACAAAACCCUGCAGGAAAACUGUUCAUUACUUAAAACCCCAACAGAAGACCAACAAAGUGUUACAUUAAAAUCAACCCACUGUAAUGAAGCAGCGGAAUCAGGGUGUGAAAUUAAUACUAUUACUAAUCUGGCAAAUGGCGAAUCUCUUGCUCCCGAAACAUACCAAUCGAACGAAGAAUUGUCCCAUUCCAUGCCAGCGAAAACAGUUAAUUCAACUUUAAAAACGCAAUCAGAAAAAUCGGGUCCCUCCGAACAGGUCAGGGCAAAAAGCAGGGAAUUAGUUUUCGGACAAACGCCAAAACAAAACACCGCAAAUAAGGUGAAAGGUCACAAGUCAAUCAAGUGUACACAACGUUUAUCAAAAGAGAUAUAUUACGACAACAAUAUAUCUAGGCUAAUCGAUAAAAGUGAAAUAAAUUGCAACCCGGGGGUGCCUGUCAGACAUGCGGAGUGGGUGGGACGGCUACCUUUGAUUGAAUCUUCAUAUAAGUCUGCAUCGUUAAGAAAACCUACGACUUUAAACGAUUUCCAGCGAUCGUGUAAGAGAAAUUUUCGGAAGAGUCGUUCAAACCACCGUCCCUGGGACUGGCAGAGGUACCUCGAAUUUGUUCGGAAAACGUUACAUCCUCGUGUGACUCGACCUCCAAUUCGCCUACGAACAACAAAGUAA